CGUUUUUUUUGAAUUUUUCAGUGUUUGUGUGUGUUCGUGUUGAUCACACUUUUUUCAUAUCGUUCAUAUUCGUGUUCGUUGUGUUUGGUAUUUUGGACAACUGUGAAUUUCCAUUUUAAUUUUCGAAUUACCUUAAAACAAUCAAUAAAAUGAAAACUCAUCACAGUGAUUCGGCGAAAAAACCGCCACCGCCUACUAAACCAAAACCAAAAAUGAAUACAAAUGAAAAAGAACCAUUACAAGUUUAUUGUCGUUUACGUCCAUUAAAAAAUCUUAAUGAUACAUGUGUUGUACAUAAAAUUAAUGAUCAACUUUUAGAAUUAUCACCACCUGGACAGCCAAAACAAUUUUAUAAAUAUACAAAAGUUUUCGAUACUAAAUAUGAUCAACAUUCUGUAUUUAAACAAACGGCUUUUUCAUUGGUCAAAGAUUUAAUCGAUGGUCAAAAUGGAUUAUUAUUUUCUUAUGGUGUUACAUCAUCGGGAAAAACUUAUACGAUAACAGGAUCUCCACAAAAUCCCGGUAUUGUUCCACGAACAUUGGAUACUAUUUUCAAUACAUUGAAUAAAAAUGGUUUACAAAAUAUUCGUUAUGGUUUUAAGCCAAACAAUCAAAAUGGUUUUGAAAUUGUUUCGGCUCCUGAUGCUAUAUUAAAAAUGCAAAACGAAGUAAUCUAUGCUACACCUAACAAAAAUCCUAGAACACCACGAAAACGUGAUGCAUAUGAUUGGGAAAAUCGUGUACAAGAAGAAAUGUUUAUCAAAGAUAUCAAUUGCGAUAAUAAAUAUUCCGUAUUUGUAUCAUAUGUAGAAGUUUAUAAUAAUUUUAUUUAUGAUUUACUCGAUGAUCAAUUGGAAACAAAUAAAUGUUCAAAACGCAUUGUUGAAGAUACACAAAAACGUUAUUAUGUUCAAGGUGCUAAAGAAAUUGAAGUAAAAAGUUCACAAGAAGCAUUCGAAUUGUGCAUCAAAGGAAUGAAACGUCGCCGUAUUGGUACGACAAAAUUGAACAAUGAAUCAAGCCGAUCACAUUCCGUAUUUAAUAUUCGUUUAGUACAAGCACCAUUAGAUAUUGAAGGUGUUGAAGUUAUUGAUGAUAGUAGCUUAAUUCGUGUCAGUCAAUUAUCGAUAGUGGAUUUAGCCGGUUGUGAACGAACAUCAAGAACCCAAGCUACUGGUAAUCGUUUACGUGAAGCUAGUAAUAUCAAUAAUUCAUUGUUAACAUUACGACAAUGUUUUGAUGUUCUGCGUGAAAAUCAGAAAUCAAACGGAAACAAAAUUGUUCCAUAUCGUGACAAUAAAUUAACGCACAUGUUUAAAAGUUAUUUUGAAGGUGAUGGUAAAGUUGAAAUGAUCAUCUGUGUAAAUCCUGGUCUUGAAGAUUAUGAUGAAACAUUACAUGUUUGUAAAUUUGGUGAAGCAUCACAAGAUUUAGUUACCAAUCGUGGUUCACCAUUCAAACGUACACCACUUCGACCUAUUAGUAAUUUUUUUAUUGCAUCAUCGAUCAAUAUUGGACCACCAUUACCGAAUAAUUAUAUCGAAGAUCCAUCUGAUAAUGAAACGCUUAAAAAUUGGAUUAUGGCAUUAGAAAAACGAGCUGAAAAUCAUGAACAAAAUCGUAUCAUUGUCGAUGAAUAUCAACAAAAUGUUCGACAAACAAUUUUCGAAUUGAAUCAAAAUAAUACAUUGAUGGAACAACAAAAUUCAGUAUUAAAAAUGGAUUUAGUUGCACGUGAAAAUCAGCUUCGUGAAUAUGAAAAUAAAUUUUCACAUAUGAAACGUGAAUAUGAAGAUACGAUAAAUCGAAUGCAACAUCAAAUUGAUGAACUUCAACAAGAAUUAUCAACAGUCAAUCAUCGAUUGGCUACAACUGAAAUUGAAAAAUCCAAUCUUCGUAAUGAAUUUCGUCAUUAUAAACGAUCGACUAAAGAAUGUUGGAAAUCGGAAUUUAAACGUUUGCAAAAACAUUUUAUGGAAAAAGUUCAAGAAGCUGAAUCUCAAAUGGAAAAGAAAAUUGCAACAAAUCAAGAAAAAUUACAAUUAUUGCGAACGAUUAUCAAUAAUGAGGAUGAUUUAGAAUUCAUACGGCCACCAUGGAUGUCACCAUUAAAAUCGAAACCUGAUACAGAAAUUGAACAGGCAACAACUACGAAUGCUGCAGCCACGAUUGAUGUACGAUCACCACCGGUUGUAAAUCCACGUCAUCGACGAUCAUUGAGUACGGAUGAUGCAAAAUGGAUUGAACAUCGUCCACCGGGUACAAUGAAUCUUGGUACAGUAUUUCAGCCAAACAUUACAUCUAAACGUAAAAAAUCCGUUACCAAUUUGAAAACAUCAGAUUUUGUUGGAAAAAGUAAUGAAAUUGCAUCGAAAUAUGCAUUAACACAUCAUGCAGCAACCGAAACUGGUGGUGUCGAAACCAAAGUUUAUAAAGGUGAUGUUUUACCAUCGAUAACAGGCGGUUCACAAGUCAUAUUUAAUGAUGUAGAAAAAUUGGUUCAAUUUCCAUGUGAAUCAGAUGAAGCGAAUAUAACGAUUAGAAAAAAUCGAAAACGUUUAGCUGAAAUGUUUGACCGUAUGACAACAACAACAACAUCAUCAUCAGCAAGAUCAACACCGACUGUAACAACAGCUACAAGUUCGGAACAAUCCGAAAUGAUAACAUUACCGACAACAAUAUCAUCAUCAAAUUAUCGUAAUGGUGGUGGUGUUGGCAACAAUACACCAACGAAACGUAAAAAAUAUUUACAACAAUAAUUUAAUUAAUCCAAAUUCAAAACUAUCGAAUCUCAUAUGUUGGUCGAUUGUAAAUUAUUUCUUUUCUU
Molecule: messenger RNA, 2827 nt
Organism: Dermatophagoides pteronyssinus (European house dust mite)
Lineage: Eukaryota; Metazoa; Arthropoda; Arachnida; Sarcoptiformes; Pyroglyphidae
Product: kinesin-like protein KIF23
Biological process (GO): mitotic spindle assembly; spindle elongation; microtubule-based movement
Cellular component (GO): spindle microtubule; mitotic spindle; nucleus
Molecular function (GO): ATP binding; plus-end-directed microtubule motor activity; microtubule binding
Source: RefSeq, a predicted model, not a curated record